Messenger RNA from Kuraishia capsulata CBS 1993, 876 nucleotides. RefSeq lists its product as uncharacterized. The coding region runs from base 1 to 876 and encodes 291 amino acids. NCBI's taxonomy places the organism in Eukaryota, Fungi, Ascomycota, Pichiomycetes, Pichiales, Pichiaceae. Gene Ontology annotation, cellular component: membrane. The record is from RefSeq and is a predicted model, not a curated record. The transcript has a single exon.
AUGUCGUUGGCAAAGAAGACCAAAGAGCAACUCAAGGAGCUGUGCGAGGACGCCGGCAUCUUCGUCACUGGAAAGGAGCUCAAGAAGGAGCUUGUGGAUCAACUUUUGGCCAAGGGCCUUGGAUCCCCUGUCAAGAAGUCAAAGCCUGUUGAUGAACCGGCUGAGAAGGUUACCGAGCCGGAUGUCGAGGCUGAAACCGAGGAGGAAACCGACUCUGAGGACUCCACCGGAGCCACUGUUUUGAAGAAGGCAAAGACGUUUGUGGUGUCGAAAUACGCGGGUAUCACCCAAUCUGCCGGGUCCAAAGCUAAGGCCGUUGUCUCUGCUGUUGGUGACAAGAACUCCGCUAUCAAGUCUGCUCUCAGCUGCCCGUGUGCGUUUGUUGGUAUCCAGGUUGCUACUGAAGCCACAUACAUCUUCAGCAACUACUACAGUGUGGCCCCAGUUGGAAAGUUCUUGCCAAAGCUUGUCGCCGACAACUUGCCAAAGCAGGUGCUCCAGACGCCUGUCGUGGAUUUUUCGUUUGUGACUUCGUUGUCGUUCUUGGCCUUUUUUGUGGUCUGGUUUGCAGCUGCCUUUGGAGUUCCAUUCCUCACCGGAUACUACAUCAACUUCACCUCAAGACCUGCUGAUCCUGUUGUGAUCACAGCUACCAGGGCUGUUGUGGCUUACGCAUUGCUUGCUGCUCCAGCUGAUGCAAUCUCCUCCUUCAAAUCUGAGGUGUUUGUGUUCCUCGGACUGAACGAUGUGGUUGAGCUUGCCCAGCACUUCGUCUUGACUGGAGUUUUUGAGUAUAAGUUGAUUCUGGGUAAGAUCUCAUUGAUUUCGUCAUUGUUCUGGGCCUUCGUUGGACUUUAUGGUUCUUUGAAAGCUUAG